UUCCCUAUAAACUUCGUCUCUCAAAAACCCCUCACUCUAAAACCCUACGAUUCAAAACUUUCCUGUGCCAAUUCUCUCAUCUAAAACCAGACCUAAAAUGGCACUCUUCAAUGCCAUCAAACGAACAGCGGUUCAUGGCGCCGUAGUCGCCCGACUCAUUGGAAGAACUCAGAAGUAUCAUAACCAGUGUUCUUCCCUUUUCUCCGCCGCCGGCGUCACCAACCGCGUUCGUGUCUCUGGAAGUUUUUCCCGCAGCGCAGUUCCCUCAGCUUUUCAUCAAUAUUCCUCGAAGGCUGAUGCGGCUCUUCUCAAAGUUAUUGAUUCCGAAAUCGAAUGUGCUGCUGAGACUGAAGGCUCCGACAAGGUUGAGGAUGUUCCUGCCGGGUUUCCUUUCAAAAUUGAAGACAAUCCUGGUUAUCAGACCAUAACACUGACAAGAGAAUUUCAAGACGAAGAGAUAUCCGUAGAAGUUCACAUGCCUGACCUAGUUUCUGGGGAAGAAAAUCAAGAUGAAGGUUCUAAUGAUGAUGAGAAGGAGCAGGGCAAUGAAUCACAAAUUCCUCUUGUUGUUAGGGUUUCAAAAAAGAAUGGUCCUUCCCUGGAGUUCGGAUGUACCGCUUUUCCUGAUGAAAUUUCUAUAGACAGCCUAUCAAUAAGGGAUCCUAAAAACAACGAGGAUCAAAUUGCGUAUGAAGGGCCUGAUUUCGCAGAUUUGGAUGAGAAUCUGCAGAAGGCAUUCCACAAGUACCUAGAGAUCAGAGGGAUCAAGCCCAGUACGACCAACUUUUUGCAUGAGUACAUGAUUAACAAGGAUGGGAGAGAGUAUUUGAUGUGGCUCAAGAACAUCAAGAACUUCAUUCAGUCUUGAAAACUUAGUUUCUAUUCUAUGAUGGUUUGCCUACCUCUUUGGAAACUUCAUGUAAUGAAGUAGUAAUCAUUAUACCAUAUUUUUGCAUGAGACUACAAUUCCUUAUCUUUCUUUUGCAAGUGGGAACUUCUUUGUACUUCCUUGGUUGCAAAAUUACUACUCCCUCCGUCCCUCUUAUAUUGUCCCGUUUUACCUUUUCGGGAAGUCCCACUAAAAUUGUCUCAUACCAUAUUUGGUAAAGUUUGUGUGGUUCUAAA
Molecule: messenger RNA, 1125 nt
Organism: Cuscuta europaea
Lineage: Eukaryota; Viridiplantae; Streptophyta; Magnoliopsida; Solanales; Convolvulaceae
Source: the annotation of a GenBank genome assembly